UGUUGAAAGGUGGAUAUUCAAACCAACCAAUCAGAACUGUGCAACGACUCAUCAUCGCGGCAGUUUUGAAACCGGGGAUCUGACCAGAGGAAGAAAUUCAACAACACAGCACACCCCUGUUUUGUUUUGGUCGGUUGUUAGAGUAGCGUUUUUAAUCUCUACACCUCCUAGUAGUCUCUCCAGCUCAAAUACAAAUACACGGCAUUGUUUCUCUAAUCAUGGACGAAGCGGGACCCGAUAGCAAACUGUGCAGAAAAGAGCUGCGUAAACAAAAACUGAUGGAAUACUUGGCAGCGAAAGGAAAGUUAAAGCCACCAAACCCAAAGCCUUACCUACGUAAUGACUACCCAGGGAAGAAGUCUAUCGUGUCUGCACUGGAGCCAGCCAACGGAAAAGAGAACCAGCGUGCGACCAAUGUCAUGAAACAUGAAGUGACAAAUACAGUGAAACAAGUAGCUAAACAUGGCGUACAACCCACUGUUAAAGCACAAGUUAAACAGAGUUUCACAAGAGGUGGUAUCUUAUCUGCCUCACAAAGUGUCAACAGUUUAUCUGCACCCACUGUUCAAACACGCCCUCCAGCGAUUAAAGGAAAACCUUUGGUUACGAGGACAUACACAAUUGCAGCACUCAAAGCAAGGGCCGGGAACAAUCAACUGCCCAAGCAGUCUGAGACAUUAGUGAAAUCCACUAUUCACCUGAGCACAGUAAAGUCCAGCGCCUCAUCUGCACAACAGACCAUCACACACCCCCACAGGACAUCUCAUGCCAAAUCAGGCUCCAUCGCAACUCACUAUGUCGUAGAAACUAAAAAAGGAAAUUUACCUGUGGGACCCCGCCCGAGGAAUGUAAAAUCAAACCCAACCCAAGGUCGUUCUGCAAUCACUACGACCACUACGGCAUCUAACGUAACCCGAGUACGCUCAACAAGUGCCCCUUCAGCGCCAAAAGCAAAUCUGAGCACUGCGAUACACAAGCCCUUCCAAAGCGGGGCCACUGUGUCGCGGGCUGCCAGCCUCAUCUCCCACGAUCGACCUGCCAGCCGUGGCCACGCCAAGCCGGUCUCAACCAAACCACUCCAGCCGUCGCAGCCGGCUCGUCCUUCCGCUGCAGGUAAACAGACCCUCCUAUCAACCAGAGCCACGGCGGCGACUGGGAGGUUGAUUCUCACCCAUCGAGUAGGAAAAACAACCGGCGCCUUGCAGGGCAAGCCAGCGAGGAGAACCGCUGACGAGAGACCUGACCAUGCACGACAAGCCGCGUUCGGUACUGGGACGAGUGCAGGAACAAAAAGCCAACGCGGCGGAGGGUCUGCCGGGGGACCAGGGAACCAUUUGGGGGCGAAAGGACGCGUGCUUGAAGGGAACGAGGCCGACACUGCAACCAUACCGCCCAGAAGGACCACAACAUCGAGCCCUCCGGUCAUCCCGCAGACGCUGCCUCGUUCUGGUACACGCGUGCCGAAGACACCCGGACUGCAGGGCAGCCGGGCCCCCCUGACCGAAGGGAAGAAGUCCACUGCCGCCCAGGAGGAGAGGAUGAUAAAGCUCCAGGAGUGGCGCGACACCAAGGGCAUCUCCUACAAGCGCCCUCCCAUGCCGGUGAGGCCCCAGUCGAGACGCACCCUGGCCCUGCCCCAGCCCUACUGGGCCACCAUGGAGGAGGACGAGGCCCACUCACUGAUCAGUGCUGUGGACAGGUCCCUGGACGACUGCAUCAAGCUACUGACAGAGGAUUGUUCCCCGGAGCACGUGACCAAGGUCCUGUCUCGCUUACCUCCGUUAGCCAAGAAAUUUGCCAAGUACUGGAUCUGCCAGGCCCGAAUCAUGGAGCGACAGGGAAACCUGGAUGUGUUGCCCAUGUUUGAGGAGGCAGUCCGCCUUGUACUAGAGCCCGUGGACGACCUGCGGACCGUGGUGUUUGACAUACUGAAGAAACGGGAUGAAAGUGAGCGCGCUAAAGAGAGAGUGGAGGAGGAGGAGGACCAAGAGGAGAUCCAGCGAGAGGCCUCUUCCCUUGGGCCAGACGCUGUGGGCACCCCCCAGCCUGUCAGAGCCCUCAUCCAGGGAGAGAGGGGCUACUCCUCUGCAGUGAAGUACAAGAUAACAGCCACUCCUGGGGGCGGUCAGAGCCAGCAGAGGGGGCGUUUCCGGGUCGACGGCCAGGAGGUGCGCUUCUUCACCCCCGUGAGACGCUCGGUGAGGAUCGAGAGGGCCUCCCUGGGCUACCCGGCCUACCUCCGCGAGCAGGACCCGUGCGUGGCCUCCUACGACGACCUCCUGGCCGAGGACGAGCCGGAGGGGAGUGGGGAGCGGCAGGAGGCGAGCGGCGGAGUGUCUCACCAGUGCACCGCUACGCCCGUCUACGUUUACCGAGAGAACGAGGCCCUCCAGGACCAGGUGAAGGUGCAGUUGGUCUACGACGACGACGAGUGAGCUCGGCAGCAUUCGAGUGAGGGCGGGGUUGAGUCGGCUUGAUCCUUCACACGAUCCUUCACAGAAACUCACACUCCUAUCUAUCCUUAUGUCACGGGAGACAUACAGGCCCUUGAAAUUUUGCAUUUUAACGAACUGAAAAUUUUAAAUAUUUAUAUUUCUUGGUCACAAUUACAUGGUUCUAGAAAUAACUUUGUAACUUAAAAAAAAAAAAAAAUUAUACUUGUGCUGGACAUCGAAUUCAAAAGCAUGGGUUUUGUAUGUGUGUGUAUAUGUAUUUUUCAUGAAAAGGUUGUAAAGGCUCAGAUUUUUCCCCCCUAUGACCCUCCUAGAUUGUAUUGAAUGAGAUUUGGUAGUGACAAAGAUAAAUGUCUUAUUUCGUGAUGCAUAUUUCAUACUGUGCAUAUUGUAUUGUACGUCAUUUCUCACUCACUUCAAAAAUAAAUUAAAACUUCUCAAGGGACAUAUUUCAGAGGUUUUCACACCUGGUGCACAUUGAGUAUCAGUGUGCAGUUGUGCACACGUUAAACCAGACAUCUCCACAUACACUCUGGGAGACUUCGCCUAGAUGGCAACAUGGAACUGCAUCCGGUCAACAUUUUAUCUUUAAGCUCUAUCGAGGGCAAGUCUUGUAGCCCUGUUUUGUACAAUUUGAAGUUUAUUUAAGUCAGUCUUAGAGGCAUAGCCCCAAAUCAAGUCAAGAUGGCAUAAUACUAAUGUUUGAACAUCCUGUCUCCGUAGAGUAGCUGGUAAGCAGAUGGCACAUUUCCAGACCGUAGCAAUGCUUCUACUCAUCUUGGCAGCUAUCUGCCUAACAUGAUCAGUCCAGGACAGUGUUAAAAAUGGACAGUCCUAAAAGCUUUAACUUACUCUCCUGCUUGACUGGCUUGACUGACAUCGUUCGAGAAAUCUCCCGAACCUCCCGGUGGCCAGUCCGCCCCUGGCCUUGAUCCAAAGACGGUUCUGACAGUUUUUGAUAGGUUUAAAACAAAAAGUCUAUAUGCUGUAACCCACUUGACCACUGCAUUCAGAUCUUGUGACAGAGCGGACUUAAGUUUACAGCAUGUAGAUGCAGAAUAGUACAGUGUAGAAUCGUCAGCAUAUAGAACCAUAGUGGACUUUUGAAUAACGAGAACGAGAUCAUUCGUAAAAAUUGAAAAUAAAAGCGGACCCAUACAACUUCCUUGCGGCAAACCACAGUCAAGGUUAAUGCUAUUGGACAGAGUACCAUUCAAGAGAACCCGCUGGGUUCUGAAUGAUGAGUAAUUCUCAAAUCAAGAGAUUGCCAUGGGUCCAAAACCAUAGUGUGUACGUUUUUCAAUCAACAACUUGUGGUCAAUAAGGUAAAAUGCAGCGCCGAAGUCAAACAUGACGGCACCAGAUAACAAAGAAUUGUCAAUCCCCCUUAACCAAUCAUCAGUCAUUUUUACCAAGG
Messenger RNA from Gadus chalcogrammus (walleye pollock), 3870 nucleotides. It is a transcript of the gene ckap2l, whose product is annotated as cytoskeleton associated protein 2-like. Gene Ontology annotation, cellular component: cytosol; centrosome; mitotic spindle. The transcript is spliced from 9 exons. The record is from RefSeq and is a predicted model, not a curated record. NCBI's taxonomy places the organism in Eukaryota, Metazoa, Chordata, Actinopteri, Gadiformes, Gadidae. Bases 219 to 2435 code for a protein of 738 amino acids.